AUCAUGUGACCGCCCACCUUAGUCACAUGAGCCUUACUUUGCAUAUGAUUCUGGGUCACAGUGUGGAUCGGCUGAAUGAAGAAAUGGCUCUCGUACGAGGAAGGAACGUUAAAACGGGAAGUGUGCUAGCGACAGCAUUGUCACUACUACUUCCCGCUGUCAUCAUCUGCUCUGUCACGAUCAAACCCCUGCUGUUUGAGGAACAGCUGCUGUGGGUAAGCGGGGUGGAAGGGGAGGUGAAUACGUACAGGAUCCCUCUGAUCACCUUCACCCCCAUGGGAAGUCUUCUGGCUAUUGCAGAGGGCAGGAAGGCAUCAUCCAGCGAUGUGGGGGCAAAGUUCAUUGCCAUACGGCGAUCCACUGACAAAGGAUCCACGUGGUCACCGACCAGCUUCAUUGUUGAUGAUGGACUUAUCAAAGAUGGCCUGAAUUUGGGUUCGGUGGUGGUAGACGAGGAAGCGGGUUUAGUUAUUCUGAUCUACACGAUCUGUUUCCACUUGUACAACUGUAAACCCGCUAGUACCAUGAUGGUGGAAAGCAAGGAUGACGGCCUGAGCUGGAGUUCUCCCAGAAACCUCUCAAUAGAGCUAGGAGUCAAGAAUUUUGCUCCUGGACCAGGUACUGGCAUCCAGAAACGCUAUGAGCCAAACCAGGGACGUUUGGUGGUGUGCGGUCACGGAACGUUGGAAGGAGAUGGCGUUUUCUGCAUCCUGAGUGAUGACCACGGGAAAACAUGGUUCAAUGGUGCAGCGCUCAAAAGCAUCCCUUACAACCAGGAGAAAAGGCCACUAGACUUUAAUCCUGAUGAGUGCCAGCCGUUUGAAAUGACCGACGGAAGCAUUGUCAUCAAUGUCCGAAACCAGAACAACUACCACUGCAGGUGUCGCGUGGUGGUUCGAAGCCGGGACGGCGGAAUGUCCCUGCCCAUAGACGACCUGUACUUCGAUUAUGAGCUCGUGGAUCCCGCAGUAGCAGCCGGGGCCUUUCAGAAAGAGGGAGUGCUCUUCUUCACCAAUCCAUCCCAUGCGCUAUCCAGAAUUAACCUCACCUUACGUUGGUCACUGACUGAUGGGAACUCCUGGGAGAAGGAGGCUCUGCAGAUUUGGCCAGGCCCAAGUGGUUACUCCUGCAUUACGUCGCUGGAUAGUGGCUCUGUGGUCGACCGGAAACACAUCUAUGUGAUCUACGAGAAGGGCCUGAAAGAUUACGAUGAGACUGUCUCGUUUGUCAAGAUCCACCUGUAUGGAGGGCGGUAAUGCACGUGAAUCCAGAGGUGAGGUUAGAUUUGGAGGAGAAAUGAAAAGGCUUACUCAGGAAGGACCAAAAGUGAUUUUUUUUUUUUUCCCCAAAAUAAUUUAGGAUGUUAAAUAUAUGAAAUGUCAACCCCUGGACCAAUAUGGCCAUAAUUCCUUUUCCUUAUCGUGCUUCUAUCUUUUAUUACAUGAAGAUUGUCUUUAUUGAGACAGAACAAUUUUUCGAUGACAAAAAAGGAUUUUACACGUGUUGAUUUGGGGCUGACCACCCAAGAGCCAAGGGACACUAAAGAGUAUGUGUUGAAAAGUAAAUUAUUUAUUUCUACCAUUACUUUCUGGAGUUAAAUUUUCAGUCGUGCUUGGAGUUCAGUAGAAUUGUAUGAGGCUUUAAUGUCACUUAAUUUUAAGUACUUUUAUCCACAUUACUGCAAUUUAUUUGUUUCUUGACUUAGCCCAUCUGUCUUUCAUACAUUCAAGAUGAUUGUAAAAAUGUCUUUAUAAAAUGUAAAAUAAUGCUCGUGGCCUUUUGAUGAACGUACUGUACUUUGGAAUCUCGGGUUAUAAUAGUUUGCUUAAAACCAUAGCUAUGAUUUUAAAAGUGUGCAUGUGUGGGUGAAUGUGAGGGACCUGGAAGUUCUACUUGUGAUGCAAUCAAUGUGUGGGGAAUUUCUUUUGACAUGUUUGCUAUCAUCUUAACCAUUUUGGGAUUUGCACCAGUUUUGCCAAUACCUCUCUGGUCAACCGAAAUAAUAAUAAUAAAAAAAUAUUGUUGCCAAAAUA
Molecule: messenger RNA, 2033 nt
Organism: Syngnathus typhle (broad-nosed pipefish)
Lineage: Eukaryota; Metazoa; Chordata; Actinopteri; Syngnathiformes; Syngnathidae
Gene: neu1
Product: neuraminidase 1
Exons: 7
Coding region: 27-1256 (409 amino acids)
Biological process (GO): ganglioside catabolic process; oligosaccharide catabolic process
Cellular component (GO): membrane; cytoplasm; lysosome
Molecular function (GO): exo-alpha-sialidase activity
Source: RefSeq, a predicted model, not a curated record